GUACGAAAGAGCAAAAGGUCCACCAGGCAGGGAUGACGACAAUGAUAUGGAUGAGGAUCCUCGACGCGGUCGCGGCGCAAUGCCACGCAUAUCCUUUGCUGGGGGUACGUACAUAUCAGCAUCAGGUGAGGCGUUACGGACGGGGUCGCGCGUGGCAGCUGCAUCGGAGCGAUUGGCCCUCUCUCUCUUAUCGCCGAUGCCUAACGAACAAGAUUUCGCCGUCAACGUGUGCACCGUAUUGGCUGCCGACCACUCGAACAGACUGCCUUUGAGUUCUACACCGCACAUUCUGGACUUCUUAUUGGCUCAUGCUGGCGUUUAUAAUCAUUCGAGUCUUCGCGAUACAAUCGGCCGCUCAUACUACGAGGCUCGAGGAAGAUAUCCAGAUGACUUCUGGCGUUUGAAAGCCGGAGGUGGCGGGGUCAAGGAACUGGCUGACGAGACCAAGUUCAUGCAGCCAGGAGUUGAGCUUCCAGAGCUGAUCGUUCAGGCCAGGGCAGCGUAUAAUACUCUUACAGAUUGUCUACUGAGUGGGCCUGAAGAAGAAGAACCGGUCGUUGAGAAGGUCUAUGAUGAUGUUAGCGGUGACGUCUUAGAAGACUGGAUGGCGGAUCCAUCAGAAGAUGACCUUCUGUUCGCCCCGGAGUUGCCCGGCGGGGCCUCGUGUGUGUACACUCAGAGAGUGCUACAGAUUGCCUCCAUCGUGAGGUCAUUGUCCUUCCACGAUGAAAACGUUCAAUAUCUUGCUAAGAAUUCUACUCUUCUCAGGUUCCUCUUGCUGUGUGCUAACAGUUGGGUCGGUUCUCUACGUCAGUCCGGACUGGAUACACUCGGAAAUGUAUCUACAGAACUUAUUAUUAAGGACCCGGCAACGUGCCUGAUAACCCGCCACGUGCUAUCCACUAUCCAGGCGGCGCUAGUGUCGCAGGACAGGGCGCGAGUACUGGCCGCGCUAGAGUUGCUGAACAAACUCGCGCAGAAUGAACUCAACGAGGAUGCCUUGUUGAAGUCUUUGGAGGCUAAGGUUUACGCAGACGUAUGCGCGCUACUAAGCCUGCGCGAUAUAAUGGUGCUGGUAUGUACGCUGGAGUGCGUGUACGCGCUGACGUCACUGGGGGACCGCGCCAGUGAGGCCGUGGCCAGGGUCCCCGGACUCAUACAUACGCUCGUAUCUCUUGUUACUGUCGAGGCUCAAAGCUACGGUCCUCGCGCAUGUAUAUUAAUGCGCGUAGUGGAGACAGUGAGCGGCCCCAGCGCACUACAAGCGCAACAACCUGCGCAACAUGCGCAACAACAUGCGCAACUUGCGCAACACACACCGCAUGCGCAAACUGACCAACAUGAUCGGCCGCCGCAACUGCAUCAUACGAGCCAAACUCCAACAAAGUCCAGCGAGGCGAGUGGCGCGGCGCCGGGCCUGGCGCCCGUGUCCAGCCUGCAGCAGUCGCACCUCCAGCAGCGCACGGUGCAGGUGAGUGACGCCAAGGAGAACGAGCACUUCGCCCAAGCGUGGCUGCGGUCUGCGUACGAAGUGUUGCCGGGCGGCGACAACAGCGCGUGCGAGGCGGCCGACGUGUACCGCCAGUACCUCGCCUGCUGCACCAAGCUGGCCCGCAAGGGACUCAUCGCGCCCGCGCACUUCCCCAGGCUUGUCCGGACGGUGUUCGGUGGCACAGUGGGUCCCAAUACAGUGACGCUGUCUACUGGUGAGACUCAACAAGUAUAUAUUGGCAUCAGGUCGAGGGCAUUACAGAAUAGACCCAACCCUCCCGCAGGACCCUCAUCGCCUAUACUGAAGGCACAGCUAACAAAUAAGGCAGCGGCUGAAGCGAAGCCAGCUGUAUCUCAACCACAAACGCAGCCACAAGCACCGCCUACGACCACGCACCCCCACCUGUCUCAGGCGCUGGAGUCGACUCCCUCCAACACGACGCUGAUCAAACAUUUACUAGCGCACAAAGUAAGCCCCGCCCUGCAACCACAGCAAGUGGCACAAAGACAACAGAGUCAACAGCGAGCGCCUACAGCGACCCCAACCACAGUUGUGGUACAGAAUAAUCAGCAGCAGGUAAUGGAUGUCGACCCGGAAGCUUUGAUCAAGUGUACGACAAUAACACCCGGCGGUGUUGCCAGUAGCACGCCCACAGAUAAGGUCCAUACACCAGUUGAAGAGCCCAUAGUACCCAAAGAAGAACCUGUACAAAUUCAGAUCGAUGAACAAACACAAUUGACAAUUAAAUCAGCUCAAAAUAAGAUGCUAGCAGACUUACUAAAGAAAAACUCCAACCCUCCAUUGCAAGUCGUUCAAAUGGGCCCUCAAAUCAACGCGCCAACCAUUCAAAUAACAGAAACAGGGCAAAUCGUUCAGGUCAAAUCUGACCCGACCCCAGUCAUACAAAUAAAUGACUCGAGCCUUGUAACACCAGGAAACCAAUAUUUUCAAAUAAAGAACGAACAGGGACAACUCAUUCAAAUAAAGAAUGAACAGGGGCAAAUCAUUCAAUUAAAAAGUGACCAAUUACAAGCUCCGAUUUUGCAGUAUAAGAACGAACAAGGACAACUCGUUCAGGUCAAAACUGAAAGUCAAGUUCAGAUAAAGCCUGAGAAGGAAGAGGUUCCUUCAACUGAUCAUUCGUAUAAUGAGCCACCAGCUAAGAAAACUAAGGUGGAAGAAAAGGCCCAGCCGCCGCAAGAGAGUGUAUCAAAAACCGCGGCGAAUCUGUAUGCCGCUCUUGCUGCUUCGGCUUUGGAAGAUGAAGAGGAUUUGCUCCCGCCGAAACAGGAUCCCGUGGAAAUGAUUCAGCCCUCAGUUUUGGUGUCAACGACCGGUGAUAAUUCUGUAAUUAUACAAGAACCUAUGCUUCAGGUUCAGCCGCCUCCAUUGACGGUACAACAGCCCACACUGCAAGUACAUCAGCCUACAUUGCAGGUGCAACAACCCACGUUGCAGGUCCAGGCGCCGACUUUACAAACGAUACAAGUACAGCAGCCGAUGUUGCAAGUACAGCCCAUGGAAGUACAGAACAUUAUCGCGUCACAGGCUGGCCAACUCAUCUUACAAGAAAAAUCUAUAUCUUCUCAGCCGACUCAGUUUGUGCAGCAACCUAUGCAGAUUAUUGCUACACCUAGCAACGCUCAAGGUGGCAUAAGCUACAUAGCACAGAACAUUCCCGGGAAUAUGAUGCAGAAAACGAUUAUCAUAGUCCAAGGACCGACUGGCGGGGGACCUCUUACUUUAACGGUGAACAACCCAGGCGGCCUGGACGAAGCGACGCUUAACAGCCUUAUUACGCAGGCAACAGAGGCGAUAACGCAACAGCAAAUUAUACAGAACUCGGGUGUGAUACAGUCUACACAGAGGGUGUUGAGUCAGCCUACGUUAGUGAGUACUUCGCAGGCGAUCACAGUGGUGAAGAGCGUCCUCGCACAGAAUACACCUCAGAUUACUCCUAGUCAGCAGCCAAUAAUAACGAAUCAGCCGCAACCACAUAAAGCGCAGAUCAUCAACCCACAACAGACGCAACAAAUAGUGGUCACACAGAAACAACCGCCGGCACUUAUAAGUACUUCUAGUAGCAGUCAAAUUGUUACCAGUACGGCGCAGAUUAUACAAGGCAACCAGCAACUCCUACAAGGCAGUCAGCAGAUAAUAGCAGUGUCUAAUACACAACCUAUCAUAAUGAACGCUCCUAUGAAGACGAACGUGCACAGAGUGGUACAGCAACCACAAAGGAGUCCCGUAGUCACAAGCGUGCAGAGCAACCAAGUGUCCGUUGUUAGCGAGGCCAAGACUAGUGUCAUACAGAGCCCGAAGACAGCGACGCAGCCUGUAAUGAGGCAGGUGAUCCGUCAGCCUGUCAUGGUCGGUAACACUAAGAUCGGAGAUAAAGAACUCGUUGUCAACCAAUCUGUUGCUGAGCCUCCAAAGCCGCCUACACCGAAACCGUCCCCUACCCCGCCCCCCGCGCCGGCGCCGCAACCUGCACAGGCCACGAGUCCUCAAGAUGAAACGCCUUGGAUAUGUCAUUGGAGAGGGUGUGGCAAAACAUUCUCGAACGCGACGCAAGUAUUCUUCCACGCGGCGCGCAGUCACUGCCCGACGUCGGCGGACGGCGAGGCGCCCUGCAUGUGGCUCGACUGCGACCGAGUGCCGCGGAAGACGUUCGCGCUACUCAACCAUCUCACUGACAAACAUUGCUCCAUGCAGGCAUUGACCGCGGUGUACUACUCCCGCCGGCACGCGGCGGGCGAGGGCGCGGACGGCAAGCCGGUCGCACUCAACUAUCCUCCCAACGCCGCACUCGCCGCGCUCAAUAAACACGCCGCCGACAUGUUCAACCCUAGGGAACUCAUGCACAGGGCAGAACUCGGUCGCACGCCGGAACAACUGGAUGAGAACGAGGGUCCAGUAACGAAGAGUAUACGUCUGACUGCAGCGCUCAUAUUGAGGAAUAUUGUCAUUUAUUCGAAUACUGGACGGAGACAACUGCGUUCAUACGAAGCUCAUCUAGCGACAAUCGCGCUCAGCAGCGUGGAAGCUUCUCGAACGAUUGCCCAAGUUCUAUACGACAUGAACAAUAUUUGAGAAUCACUUACCGGGCAUCGGGCCCACGACUAACUGCGUGCUGGCUGUAAAUAGCAAUGUAGAAAUAUGUAGAGGAAAAAUGAAUCAUAAAAAUAAUUAGAACUUUGUCCGAUUAGAUUAUUAUUGUUCGCAUUUUAGCGAAUAUUUUGCUGUAAUAUUGACUUUUAAUCAAGGCGCGACAUUAAAGUUAAGGGAUUGGAUAAAUAUAGCUUGUAUUCUAUCCAACGAUAAACUGGAUGACAUCUUUUUAGUGCCUUUUCACACAUUCAGGUUGCUGGGUAUCCAGUGGCAAAUGUAUGGAGGUUAGUUAGAACAUGCAGGUACGUGUGAUAGAUACCAUACAUGGUCGGGUAUCAGGCACCCGCCACAAGGCAACUGAAACGUGUGAACUGUAUACAACUAACGUCGGACGGCUAGACGAUUCAUACUAAUAUAUUGAUCCUCCGACGGAUUGAUUACUUUAUGACAUUUUUAACUAGGUAUUUAGUAAUCAUUCAAACACAUUUGAAUUACAAGACAUGAUCUGAAUAGAAAUACAUACAAUUUUCAUUUAAAAUUAUACAAUUAAGUAGUGACGUUCUAAAUAAUAAUUUACAUGCUAACAACUGACAACUAAAAUUAAUUUUAUAAUUAAAGUUUAUUCUUUAUUGUUACUUAACUACGUAAUUCUUGAAGUACUGUGGUUUUGACAUAUAUACAAACAAAGGCAUGUUAUCGGGCUAUUGUGGCGAUAAAAUUGAGUUCUUAUCGUGUAGGAGCAAAAACAACGCAAGGUUUCUGCCUUUUAUUAACAAGUUCCUUUAAAUAUGUACCCAUUGCUACGUUCAGUUGUAUUUUAGUAUCAAAAAAUAGUAAUUAUAACAUUGUUUUGUUCUCAAAACUGAUGGGCGCAGGUGCAUUCAUUAUACACGAGAAAAAACAUAAUUCUGUGGCAAUUAGUACAUUAAAUAUAUACAGUUAUGAUUUAAGAAUUUGUUAUUAUAUUUUUAGAUAAGUGAUUGUUUCAAACAAAGAAAUUAUGUGUUUAUAUAACUUAGCAAUUUUGUAACUUCUUAUUCACAUUUUUCUAGAUAUUUUACAAACUCAAUUUUCAUUCUGGCUAUAAGUAAUAUUUCAAUGGAUUCUUAGAAACCAUUGCUACUUUUUUUGUAAAAAUAUCUCAUCUGUACCAUACCAUUUAGAUUUUAAUUAGGUUUAAAGUGAUAUAAGUAUUAUUUUUGCAAGUUGGCGUGAUUGGUUGAGCGUAAUUUAACAUGGGAGACUGUACAAUGUCACUGAAUCGAUGUAAGUGCAACGGAAAAUAAAAUAAUUUUAGUAUGGCUUUGUGUUUUAUUUUAAUCGAGUA
Spodoptera littoralis (African cotton leafworm) is the source of this 5930-nucleotide messenger RNA. The record is from the annotation of a GenBank genome assembly. NCBI's taxonomy places the organism in Eukaryota, Metazoa, Arthropoda, Insecta, Lepidoptera, Noctuidae.